This is a messenger RNA of Colias croceus (clouded yellow), 4561 nucleotides long. RefSeq lists its product as uncharacterized. Gene Ontology annotation, molecular function: protein binding. The transcript has 14 exons. The record is from RefSeq and is a predicted model, not a curated record. Lineage: Eukaryota; Metazoa; Arthropoda; Insecta; Lepidoptera; Pieridae. Gene Ontology annotation, biological process: phosphorelay signal transduction system. Bases 67 to 3486 code for a protein of 1139 amino acids.
AGCUAAACUAAAAUAGACAUUGAAAAUGAAAACAAUAAAAACGCGCAACAAUUUAACAAAAAUGUCAUGGCUAAAACGGUCAGAAAAGUGAAACGUGGUAAAGCGAAGGAAAAUAUCAAACCACCAGCAAUAAUAGUCACAUCACCGGACAAUACAGAGAUGACAGUUAAAGCAAUCGACACAGAAAAAGCUAACGACCAAACUACAAAACCAUUUAUAGACGACAACAACAAAAACAUGGAAUUCAACGUGAAUCAACUCAUCGCUGAACUAUCGGAGAAUUCGCGAGCUUCCAAAGGAGAGAUAGAGCACAUACAAAGGAAGCUCUUGCAACAAGCAAAUGAGUUUUUAAAAGUGAACGCAUUCGCAAACCAAUCUGAGCCCAGGGUAAUCAGCACGAUGCAAAAAUACCCAGUGUAUGGCGUGCCAAACGGAGCCUCGAAUUGUGUUCAAGAGGCUCAAUUAGUUCCAGAGAAGUUAACAAAUAAUUCUAGUGCAAUGAUAAGCACGCAAAGGGUCACAAGCGAGGCGGGAAGAAGUUUUUUCUCGGAAACAGGUUUUGCCGCGCGCGUCGCCAGUCAGCCCGCCGCGUCCAUGCGAGGUACAAUAGAAUCAGUGCCACCAUACAGAAUGCCGCCCGCGCCGGAGGCCGCGCUGCCCGGCGCGCCCGCACCCUCCCUGCCAGCUAUACACACACACUCUGCUAAGUUUCCCAUAGAGCGCGAAGUGAUCUUGUCAUCAGGCGACAAAAACUCCAAAGUGCCGAUCCUGCAAGAGGCCAGAAAGCGCGGCAGACUAGGCGCUGUCGCCCCUGAUACUCCCCCUAAAGCGCUGUCUGCUUGGACGCAUGCUGAGAACCAGCAAGCCGGCACAUCAGGCGACUUCAGACAGUACCACGAACAGUACGGCUACGCUAUCCACCAAGCACAGAACCUACCUCGCAAUCAAAACUACGACUCCCCAAAACCACCUAUACCCGCUAAAAAUGCCUACAAAACUGACACACCAAAUAACUCCCACAUGGUAACAGUAGUAGAAACAGGCAAGGACAGUACAAGAGACGCGCCUAAAAGUGCCAAAUCCGUUAGCAAAACAUAUCACACCUUAAAGGACAUGAUCUCAAGUAGAUUUAAGGGUAAAGAGAGCAACGAAGGCGAGAAAGAAGAAGCUAGUUUAAACAAUAUUGAGGAACGGAAACGGGAACCUGAACAAACUCCACCGAAGGAAGUGAGAAAGGAAGGGAUAUAUGGACGGCCGAUGCAACGACCGGAAAUGCAAUACAACCACGGGAUGACAAAUAAUAUGGCAUACCCAAGCCCAUCGCCACACAGGCAGUUAAUGCAACAGCAAAUGGUCCAGCAUCAGAUGAUGAAUCAAGCAAGGUCACAAGAGAUGUUAGCGCACAGGCCUCAAGCUUUAGGGGCAGAUGCUCUUUACCAACAAUAUGGCCCGCCUGGAAGACGAAGCGCAAUGUACCAACGGGAUCUUGAUGUUAGGUCUAUGGCUAAUUUUACGUCUCUUAAAACUGGCCCUCAAGCUCAGUUUGACAACUCACAUUCGCGACCCGAUUUGAGAAGUCCGCAACAGUUAGAACGGGAGAUUAUUCAACAGCGAAGGUUUAUAGAAGGAAGACGUGCGUCGUCACAUCCACAUUUACUGGACGAACCUCAGAGACCAGAAGUGAAGCCGCAAGUGUACGAUCGGUCUCGAAGGAACUCACACGGAAAUUUAUUAGACGGAAUGCCCAAUGAAAACGGCCCGCCUAGAAGUAAUGAUGAAAGGGAAUCAGAUGAUGGAGGGUUUAGAAUGAGAUUAGCUGCCCAGGGUCGAUCAAGCUUCGAGCGCAUAAGAACAAGCGGGAGAUCUGUAGAAUCGAGAACACCAGAAGAAUAUAGAAGAACCCCAGACAGCCAUAGAGAACGAAGAACACCAGACAGUCAUAGAGAAAGAAGAACACCAGAUUCUGUUAAUCAAAGACAAAUUGAAGAGACACCAAAUGAAAAUGAAGCAGAGAGAAAUGAUGAAAACAUAAGUCAAAAGUCGGCAGAUAGUGUUUAUAAUUCUAGCAAAACAGAGGCUUAUAAUCCACAACCGUCGUCGUCGAGACAGACGCCAAAUAGGAUAGAAGAUUUGAAAGCGAGCGGAAAGAAAGGCGCUGGCGGAUCUGCGGCAAGUUCAGACUACGACAAAAACGGUGGCCAAUCAUCGAACGUAGAUUCCGGUAGAGGCAGCGUCGCCUAUUCCAGUGGACGACGAGCUGAUGCCAGUCUACAUGACACGUCAGCAGAUUCUGAUGGCGCUACAAGAGAAAGGGCACAGCCUCAACCUGGUACUAGCCAGCAGAACCCGCAACCUUCCGGUGAAAACGAAUGGGCCGAUCGCGUAGAAUGUGAACUCCGACAGAUCUUAGAACCCAAACUGUCCAACAUGCGGCUCGACAGCUCCGACAGUUCAGACAGUUCGAUCACACCCCCCCUGCCCCCACUAUCGCCUUCCUCUGAUUUGCCCAAACGGAACAGUCUACCCGGCCGUUCCUCCGAGUACCCCGAGGAGCGUCGUCGCGGGCGCGAGUCCCCGCGCUGGCACACACACACACACUCGCACACGCACUCGCACAAGAAGCACUCCACCAAACGGGACCAGCAUUAUAAGAAACAUUUGUUCGGGCUGGACACGACCGACAUGACGUCGACGACCACGCGCAGCCUGGACCUGUCGUCGCUGCUGGACGCGCGCACCGACAGCGACGCGUCCAGCGGCGACGCGCGCGCCAUCCGCCGGCAGCUGCGCGGCCUCGAGACCAUGUACGCCGAGGUGCUGCAGCUGCUCGGCGUGCGCAAGCCCGGCCUCAAGCAGCCCGCGUGGGAGCCCAGGUUAUCAUCAAAGCGUCGCUACGGCAGCAUGUCGUCCCUCCCGUCCAGCUCUGUGAGCAGCCGCCCGCAGCGGGACAAACGACGCUCGUCUGACCAUCGGAAGAAACAUGACAUCAAGGGCAUCAACAAGCGGUUCCAACGCCUGGAGUCGCACGUGGUGACGCUGGCCCGCUCCGUGGCGCACCUGUCCAGCGAGAUGCGCACACAGCAUCUCGUCAUGCAGGAGAUGGACAACAUCCGCGCGGAGAUCGCGGCGCUCAGACAUAUGUACAAAUCGCAGCAGUACAUAAGAUCAGGUCACAGCCGGCACUUGGACCCGUACUCGUUCAGCAACCCCGACCGGGUCAAGCGGCUCACCAAGUUCUUUGGGGACGAGCCGCCCCUCAUGCGGCUGUUCUUGAAGAAGCUGGGUUAUGAGAAAUACGCAGCACUGCUAGAAAAAGAGAAAGUAGGGGCAGCAGAACUGCCCUACGUCGGUGAAGACAAGUUAAGAGCCCUCGGCGUGCCUCUCGGACCUCGAAUGAGAAUAUUAAAAGAAGCUGGUAUACAUCAUGACAUACAUUUCCCGAGAGACGACCCUAAUACCACUACAACUACUCUGGCUAUAGUUUAAUUGUUAAUAAAAUGUUAUAUAAUAGCGCCAUUUAGUUCUAAAGUAUGUGAACUCAGCUAAAAAUUUAUAUUAUCAAAGUUGGCAUUCACCAUGACACGCUUUUCUAAAGAUAACCUUAUGUAAUUCUGGCUUCUUGUUUUGUGAUAAUAAGGCCAUCUAGUUCUGAAUGAUAUAAACUGAACUGUCAAUUAUAGCACCUAGUUCUGAAUGAUUAAAAAUACAGUUAUGCCCGUUUUCACCAACAACCCGUAAAAUUUAAGUGUCACCUAAGUCAAUUUAGGGGAUACCUAACGUAAAAUUUGCUUUCACCGACAGAUAAGUGUCACCUAAAUCGUCAGGUUCGGUAGUGAUUUGAAGGGUCCCUUAUACUUAGGAGACUGUUUAGGGGUUAUUGGUGAAAUCGGGAAUUAGUCCACUUAAACUUGCAGUCAAUAAAAAUAUGUUUGAAAUUUAGAAAAUAGAAACAAAAAUGCUAUUUAUCGUGACACUUUCCGAGGGACGACCCUAAUACUGCUUACAACUCUUUCUAUAGUUUAAUUAGAAAAACAUUAUUGAUACAUAGCGCCAUCUAGUUGUAAACUUAGCAAACAAAAAUACUCAAAAAAAAUAAAACUGUAAAAGCAAGAUGAAAAAAACUUGAAAAAAUAUGUACAAAUCGCAAAAUCUUCGUAAAUUUCAUCGUUUUUUAUGUUACAUACAGAAAAGGACUGAUAAAAUACAAAAAAAAAUUAAACUCAAUAUCCUCAUACUACAUUUAAAACUGGACUGAGAUGUAGGCUAUUAUUUAAGGCUAACAAAAUUGUAAAUAUAAAUAUAAAUUUAAGACAAGUCUUACUUCGUGUUCAAAUAUGUACUUAGAAUAAAUCGAGGCUCAUGCAUUUACAAUACUGCGUAAAUAUAUGUUUAUAUAUAAACCAAUAUUAACUUUGUCAAAAUCUUAAAACCUACAAAAAACAGAAUUUUCUGGUUUUACCCGCUUAGAAAAAAAGUUGUUACAUUAUUUUACUGUCAGCCAUGAUUUUUUCAAGAGAAUUUGCAAAAUUUUAAUAAUAUGUCAUUACGCUUCUAUAUAUUA